This is a messenger RNA of Octodon degus (degu), 1026 nucleotides long. RefSeq names its product olfactory receptor 51G2-like. NCBI's taxonomy places the organism in Eukaryota, Metazoa, Chordata, Mammalia, Rodentia, Octodontidae. The transcript has 2 exons. The record is from RefSeq and is a predicted model, not a curated record. Gene Ontology annotation, molecular function: olfactory receptor activity; G protein-coupled receptor activity. Gene Ontology annotation, cellular component: membrane. Gene Ontology annotation, biological process: G protein-coupled receptor signaling pathway. The coding region runs from base 1 to 1026 and encodes 341 amino acids.
AUGAUAGAAACUAUGCUACUUCAAGUACCAGGACAAAUAUGCUCUCCUGGGAUCACACUGCCUGUCAACACCACGAGCUCCGUCUUCUCCAGCUUCCUGGUCACAGGCAUCCCAGGCCUGGAGGCUGCACACAUCGGAAUCUCCAUACCCUUCUGCACCAUGUUUCUCAUUACCUUGCUGGGCAACGUGACCAUCAUGACAGUGAUCUGGAGGGAGCACACCCUCCAUGUGCCUAUGUACCUCUUCCUGGCCAUGCUGGUGGCCUCUGAUCUGGGCCUGUCCCUCUUCACCUUCCCCACCAUGCUGCGCAUCUUCUGGCUGGAUGCUCGAGAGCUCACCUUCCCCGCUUGCUUCACCCAAAUGUUCUUUAUCCACACCUUCCAGGACCUCGAGUCAGCCGUCAUUCUGGCCAUGGCCUUCGACCGCUAUGUGGCCAUUUCUCAUCCACUGCACUACUCCUCCAUCCUCACACAUGGGGUGAUCGCCAAGAUAGGCUUGACUAUUGUUCUUCGGACUUUGACAGUACAGGUACCUGUUCCUGUCCUUUUGAAGCGGCUGUGUUUCUGUCGCUCCAAUGUGCUUUCCCACUCUUACUGCCUGCACCCUGACAUCAUAAAGCUCUCCUGCUCCAAUACCAGGAUCAACAGCAUCUUUGGGCUCUUUGUGUUGCUGUCCACCAUGGGGCUUGACUUCCUCCUCAUUCUGCUCUCUUAUGCAUUGAUUCUGAAGACUGUGCUGAGCAUCGCCUCCCACGGUGGGCGCCUCAAGGCUCUCAACACGUGCAUCUCCCACCUGUGUGCGGUGGUCCUGUUCUUCACACCCAUGAUCUGCCUGUCCAUGCUGCACCGCUUUGGCCCCAGGCUUCCCUCCCACGUCUACGUGGCCAUGGCCAACAUGCACUUCCUCAUUCCUCCCGUGAUGAACCCCAUCGUGUAUGUGGUGAAAACUAAGCAGAUUCGAGACAAAAUCCUGAAACUCUUCUUCAAACAAAGAGUAGAAAAAUCUGAAGUCAUGUUUGUAACUUAA